GAAAAUCAUAUAAUGUCGUCAACCAAUUCUCAGCCGCGUGUCUGGCCGUGGGAUUUCUCAAAGCCGAAUGUUCUCUUGAAGGAUGAUAGUACUGCAGUAAACAUCAGAAUAACAGAUAUAGCCAAAGAUUCGUAUACAUCAAUACUUCAUACGUCGCCAAGCGAGGCUGAGGCGGCGCUCAGUCGCAAGGCUCUCAAACCAACGCGAGUCCGGAUCAUUUCAAUCUACUCACGCAAGACGAUAUCAGCUCUAGACAUUACAAAUAGUCUUCUAGAGCAUAUCUUCGAACGAUACCGCAUUCCUUACGCUUUCGCAGACGUUGUAGCCUCGUUUGGACAAGACCCAAAUAUUGCAGAAGGGAGUAGUAGCAACGCCGCUAUAUGUGCCAAAUCUCUAGGUGAUUGUAACCUGGUUUACCAAAUUCGUUACGUAGAGCAGAAUCGACGUGGUGGACAGAAUCCCUGGUCGUUUCGACAUACAGGAGUAUUCCAUUCCCACGAUGAGGUUGACACGAUUGUCUUAUUACAUCCAAUUCGAGCACCAUCUGUCGAGACAGUCAUAACAGCCAUGGAGACAGAUCCUGUGGCACGAGCAGGCUUUUGUGACAAUCCACUCCUGCUGCACACCUGGCUCUUUCGACAGUAUUUCGACAAUUGGCGCUGGUACUUUCGCUACAUCGGAGAACGUUUCGCAGAAGAGAACAAUUUAGCCAUGGUCGUGAAGCCUGAGCACACAGAACCAAGCUCUAGCUUCCUUCGCGUUCAACGACUACGCAAUACUAACGACAUAAUUCUCUUCGCACGAGCAUGCUGUUCUGGUAACUUGGCUUUGAUGGAGCAAUUUUCAGAGGCAUCGAUUGAGCUGUUGAGCCAGCUGGAGAACAUGAACGCGCACAAGUCCAAGAUGAAAGGAUAUAUCGAGAGCGCAGACGUGCUUGAAGGAAGAGUCCAGAACUUGAUCGAUCUCGUUGGGUAUACUCUGACAUUGCACAACCAACUCGAAGCCGCGAAAAUAGACACCGAGUUGCGGGAUUUGACUGAGGGACUGAAAAAGCUUACGGAAGACACUGUUGAUGACAGCGCGACAGUGAAGAUCAUAACCUUCGUAUCUGCGGUCUAUCUACCAGGAAAUUUCAUCGCUUCGAUUUUCGGCAUGAAUUUAUUUCUUUUCAAUCCUGUCUCCAAGAGGCUCCAGGUCUCUCCAGACUUUUGGAUCUUCAUCGCUACUUGGAUACCUCUCAUUGUCAUGACUGGCGCCAUAUACUUUCUUAUCUUGUAUCUCGAUUCUAGAAUCAAGCGCAAGCCGUUCCGAUGGCCGUUGCAGAUGAAGCCACAUAGCAAGAAUACGGCGUCUUGUUCAGAGAAGGGGAGGACUCAGUCAGGGCAAGGGGCCAACCACAAUCUCUCGUAAUUCUUAUGUAUACAAGUCAACCACUCAUCAACAUCUGUCCAUAUCACACGUGCAAGAACGUAGUA
This is a messenger RNA of Alternaria rosae, 1475 nucleotides long. RefSeq lists its product as uncharacterized. The transcript has 5 exons. NCBI's taxonomy places the organism in Eukaryota, Fungi, Ascomycota, Dothideomycetes, Pleosporales, Pleosporaceae. Bases 13 to 1410 code for a protein of 465 amino acids. The record is from RefSeq and is a predicted model, not a curated record.